Danio rerio (zebrafish) is the source of this 1893-nucleotide messenger RNA. The record is from RefSeq and is a predicted model, not a curated record. NCBI's taxonomy places the organism in Eukaryota, Metazoa, Chordata, Actinopteri, Cypriniformes, Danionidae.
UACUAUAUUUUGAAUGCAGUUAUGAAACUAACGUCUUCAUGGUCUUUAUGUUCUCUUUGUCAGAUUACUGACUACAAUCAGGACAGAAGUCAUGCUGACAGUUCUUCUGAUCGCUGUUAUGAUUGGUCAAGGCCUGUCAUGGAACGAAAUGGGGAUGAAAUUCAUCACACUCUUCCCAGAGAACAUUGCCUUCUACUAUCCAGUAGAUCCAGUCAACUCUCUUAAUAUCACCGCUGUCGUCGAGAAAGCCACAGUGACGGUCACUGUCCAAGACAGCAGCUGGUCAUACACGACAUCACUGACGCCUGGAAAAACCCAAAACAUCGCCCUUCCAGCGGAAGUGGAGGAAUACAGAUUCGGUCUAACUUCACGCACCGUCACAAUCACCAGCAGUGAUUACAUUGUGGUGCAGUCGAUCAGUCAGCGAGGGGAUAGUGUGCAAACUAAUGUCGUUCAGCCUCAGAAAAACACUGGAACUUAUUUUAACCUCCCCCCUCUGAAUUACACCCAGAUGAUUAGCACUUUCCUUCCGUCGAUGAGCAACGUCAGCAAGCGGUACAGCUCCUUCAGACUGGUUAUUAUUAACGCAGAUUUGGGUACUGGUUCUUUCAAGAUCCAAAAAACGACCACAACACUGAAUUACAUAAUUGGAAAUGGUGACGCUCUUCAGCUCCAGAUGGACGGGACAGAAAUCUCAGUUUCUUCUAACGUUUUAGCGCUCGUGAUGUUGACCCAUCCUUGCGUCGAAACGGCAGAAUGCAGAUGCAACAUGAUGUUAAACCAAGUUAUUCCAAAAAGUCAGUUUGAUAGUGUGUUUGUUGUACCCUCAAUAGCCAGUAUAAGCAACGCUUGGCUCCAUGUGACAUCCGGGCUGACCAAUACUUCCAAUUCACUGCCAACUUUACAGUCAAACCCCUUGUUCGUCAACACCACUGCUCUUGCGUCCCUCAAGCUCAUCGGUCCAGGCUUCAUCAUUGAAACCAUCCCUUAUUUCAAAUUUUCCGCUUGCUAUCUAGUGCACGUUACCUCAGACGAAGCUCAGGCCCUUGUGAUUGCAGAGACAGAAUCCAGGAAUAGUGUGUAUGUGGAUGGGGAUCUGCUUUCAUCCACUCAAUGGAGCGACAUCGCUGAUUCCCAGUACUCAUGGGUUUUGGUGCCUUUAGAUGACACGCAUGUUAUUUGGCAUCCAUCCACACUGAUCGCUGUGUUUGUGUUUGAGAAGAGCACCAAUAUAUAUGAAGGCUCAGCCAUAUGUUUGAGCGCAAAGCCAGAUCCUCUAGGCUGUGCGAUGUUUCCUUCAAGAUUUAAAAUCGUCUCUACACAUCAAACCUGGCCUGAAUCCCAUCAAAACUGUUUGGAUGUAAGUGAUGAACUUUUCACUCCAAGCAACAAAGCGGCCCAUGUGGAGAUGGUCAACUUUCUGAACGGUGAAGAUGUAAAGGACUCAUUGUGGAUCGGAUUGCGGCGCAGUUUGCUGACAUUAGACUGGUACCGGCAGAUGGGUAAAAUUGAACAUGAGCUGGUUUACACACAGUGGGGCAGAGGGGAGCCUCGGGAUCCCGUGGAGGGAAUGUGUGUUUCACUUUUCCCAAACUCAAGCAUGGGUUUCCAGUGGGAAAACAUGCAGUGUUGUAGUCUGCUCAAGUCUCUCUGCUAUACAAGGGCCACGUACUUCCCUCUGUACUUUUCUAUCUCAGAUAGCAGCUUGUCAGCUAAUAGUAGUAAUAAUAAUGAUCAUCAAAGUGAUGGCAAAAAAUAGACAUAUAAGGAGAUUUUGGUUUAUUUACAUUUUACACUGAUAAAUGCUGUAUUAAUACUAUUAUAUAAACUUAAAGGUAGUUCACGCAAAACAGAAUAUUCUCUCAUCAUUUACUCGCCCUUUAUGCACUUCAA